AUAGUGACGGACCAAUAUGGCGGCGCACCAUCAUGCUAGCAGGAACGAUAGCAACGUGUGUAUUAAUGAUGACGUUAGUGUCACUUAACUCUGCUACUGUUGCUAUUUUAUCAUUUUAGAUGUCAACCUCUCAUAUACACGUCUCUGAUCAUACAGUAGCACAACAAAGGGUGACAACAUUAACUUUGCGUCACGUUAGAAAUACGUAAGCAAUGUGGGGUGAGCUCGAACCUCGCGUUAAAAUACAACCGAACACGUCCGAUACAUCUGAUCUGCAGGACGACCGAAGUACACUCCCUGAAAAACCGGUGGAGAUAAAGCUCCUUGUUCCCCCCAUAGUUCAACAGGAGCCGCUGGAAGACACCCAGAAUGUCCCUGCUGAUAUCACCGCCUUGUUGGAUGCUGUGGUUGUGAGUGGAAGCAAAGUGAAGAGUCAGCAGAUAGGAGAAGCUGAACUGACACCAGAGGAACGUAAAAAAGAGCUCCUGCAGCAGUACAGGAGCAAACCUCUGGUCUUCCUGGAGAGAUACCAUGGCUACCUGAAGCCGGAGCAUUUGCGAUCUUUUGCCCACGUCAGCGCUGAUCCGCGGACUCAGCACUACAGCAAAGUGAUCCAUAGGCGAGCUGCAGGAAGCACCGACAAGAAGCGAAUUAGAAACCAGCGCUAUGCUGCUCUCAGGGCCCUGCAGAAAGAGGGUGAAUAUUUUAGUGAAGAACAAAUGCGAAUGAGGGAACCACUGCUGUAUGAACAGUAUAUUGGACAGUACCUCACCGAUGAGGAGGUGCUGGAGCGCUCCCAGGAGGCCAUGUUGCACAGUGCACAGGGGGGACCUGAGGCACAACAGGGAGCGCCCGGAGGGCUCGCCCACCUCCUCCUCAACUCCUACCAGGAGCGUCUCAUCCAAGGUCGUUUGCAGGAGGAGCAGGAGAGAGAGGAGGAUGCGCAGGAGGAGGACGAGGACGAUGAAGAUGAUGGAGUCCAGGAGAAGACUUGGGAGCCGACCUCUGAAGAGAAGGCUCUUCUACGGGAGGAGUUCAUCAGUCAGAUGCACCAGCGCUUCCUCGACGGCAAAGACAAGGAUUUCAACUACAGCGAGGUGGAUGAGAACCCAGACUUCGACAACCUCGACAUUGUCAGCAGAGAUGCAGAGGAAAAGUACUUUGAUGAAGACGACGAGGGAGAAGAUGAAGACGUUAUGACUGAAUAGCGACUGCAUUUUAAAUACCGUGUUUCCCCUAGAAUAAAACCAGGAAAAAAGUCCGAAAAAGAUGAGUCUAAGUGAGUAAGAGCUUUUCUUCCUGUCACUCACACACAGCAGUAACCUGGAGUAGAUGCAGCUGCCACACAGAGAAAUGUGUUAUGCUAAUUUGAAGAUAAUGUCAUGACAUAACUGUCCAUCAGCUAAUAAAUAUGAUAACCUUCUAGAUGUCAGUCUACCAGUUUUAUUGAUAUUGAAAGUGUGAUUUAAAAAUGAUUCAUUUGGUCAUUCUUGUGUAUAGCACUGAACAACAAGGACACAACAACACAAAAGUUGUGUUGUAUUUUUCAGUGCUAUAAUUUGUAAUAAAUAUUGUUUUUGGAA
Dunckerocampus dactyliophorus (ringed pipefish) is the source of this 1583-nucleotide messenger RNA. RefSeq names its product coiled-coil domain containing 97 (gene ccdc97). The record is from RefSeq and is a predicted model, not a curated record. Lineage: Eukaryota; Metazoa; Chordata; Actinopteri; Syngnathiformes; Syngnathidae. The coding region runs from base 213 to 1208 and encodes 331 amino acids. The transcript is spliced from 7 exons.